Nestor notabilis (Kea) is the source of this 1330-nucleotide messenger RNA. RefSeq names its product La ribonucleoprotein domain family, member 7 (gene LARP7). Gene Ontology annotation, molecular function: mRNA binding. The annotation marks the transcript as partial. Gene Ontology annotation, biological process: RNA processing. Gene Ontology annotation, cellular component: nucleus. The record is from RefSeq and is a predicted model, not a curated record. The transcript has 8 exons. Lineage: Eukaryota; Metazoa; Chordata; Aves; Psittaciformes; Psittacidae.
AUGACUGGAAUGGAGACUGAAACGGCGAGAGACAAAGCUGUGGAGGAAGAAAGCACUGAACAGAAGAAGGAGAGAGAGAAAAAGAAGAGGUCAAGGGUUAAACAGGUGCUCGCAGAUAUAGCAAAACAAGUGGAUUUCUGGUUUGGUGAUGUCAAUCUCCACAAAGACAGAUUUCUCCGAGAGCAAAUAGAGAAGUCCAGAGAUGGCUAUGUUGACAUAUCACUUCUCGUUUCUUUCAACAAAAUGAAAAAGUUGACAACUGAUGGAAAAUUGAUAGCUCGAGCAGUUAAAAGUUCAUCUGUUGUAGAGUUGGAUUUAGAAGGAACAAGGAUCAGAAGACGCCAGCCGCUGGGUGAGCAGCCGAAGGAUGUGGAUAGUCGUACAGUCUACGUGGAGCUGCUUCCCAAAAAUGUCAAUCACAGUUGGAUUGAGCGGGUGUUUGGGAAGUGUGGUAACGUGGUUUACGUCAGUAUACCCCGGUAUAAAACUAGUGGUGAUCCAAAGGGAUUUGCUUUUGUUGAAUUUGAAACUAAAGAGCAAGCUGAGAAAGCUAUUGAGUUUUUGAAUAACCCACCAGAAGAAGCACCACGGAAACCUGGGAUUUUCCCCAAAACAGUAAAGAAUAAGCCUGUUCACACACUGAAUACGAGUAACAGCAGUGUAGUAGAAGAGAAGAAAAAGAAGAAGAAAAAGAAAUCUAAAAUCAAGAAAGAGAGCAAUGUACAGGCUGCUGUAGAGACAAAGGAAUCUAACACAAAUGCUACAACAGAGCAAGUACCCAAGUCAAAAAGACACAGAACUUCAUCAGAAUGUUCAGAAAUGGAGGUGAUUGAGGCCCACAGGCAGCCCUUAAAGAGAGAGAAAAGAAAAUGGGACAGAACAGAAAGCUCCGAGGCGCCUUGGGAAAGCAGGCCAGGGAAGAGGAAAAGAACCAGUUCUGGAGGUGGUGAGACCUCAACUCCAAAAGUGAAGAAAACUAUCCAAAAGGAUGAAGUUGUUCCUGUAAAGGAAGAAACAACAGAAGCUCCAAAAGAUUCCAAUGAUGUUGCUGCAGAAGAUGACAAGGAUAAAAAAGAUACAUCCCUUUCAAAAUCUAAAAGGAAACACAAGAAAAAGCACAAAGAAAGACACAAAAUGGGUGAAGAAGUCAUUCCACUCAGAGUGCUCUCCAAGACAGAAUGGAUGGAUUUGAAGCAAGAAUAUUUGGCCCUUCAAAAAGCCAGCAUGGCCUCAUUAAAGAAAACGAUGUCUCAAAUCAAACCUGAGCCUGUAGGAGAGAUGGAAACGGAAUCUUAUGCCCAGAAAAAGCCUCAGCCUGAAAAUGGCAAAU